AUCAUCAUCAUCAUCAUGAAGGAACUGCACUGGAAGGCCGAGGUGAAGAUUGGGAGCGAGCGCUUCGUGGUGUCGCCUUCCUUUCAGGUCAUUUCUCCAUGCUCGAACCAGCUCUUUGGCGGCCCCGCGACAGUCAUCAGGCUACAUGAAGGACGGUUGACAUCCGGGUUUCUAUCACAAACCGUGGCGCGCUUCAAGGAGACGGAUGAUGUUUUCCAUGAAGCUUUUCUGCGCACAGUGAUCGUCGUCGGUGCUCAAACCCAGAAGGUUGAUGAUAGUGUCGCCAGUCUAUUGUCCGAAUGGGGUGCGAAACUGUCAUUCGAAACGACAACUGGCGAGCAAGGUGAAGGGCCUUGCUACAUCAUUUCUGGGCAAUGCUAUGCAGUGUGGAAGCUAUUCCCGGACUUACAAGGGGCAUUCUUCGUUGCAACACUUCCGGCGGGUCAUAACAAGUACCAACCGCUCCACGGAGGAGCUGGCCCUUCUCUUGAGGUCGCCGUGCCUUCACGCUUAUACUAUCCCAAAUCAGCUUCAAAACCUCUUAACGGUCUGAGAUUCUCCAUCAAGGACAACAUGAACUUGCGCGGAAUCAAGACAUCGCUAUCUUCCCGAGCAUGGAACACUCUCUAUCCAGAGGUUGCUGACACUGCCCCGGCGGUGCAGUAUUUGAUUGAUUUAGGCGCUGUGAUCGUUGGUAAAACUAUGUUGUCUCAGUUUGCCGACGUCGAAAACCCUACGGGAGACUGGGUGGAUUAUCACUGUCCCUUCAAUCCCCGUGGAGAUGGAUAUUUGAUCCCAGAAGGGAGCAGCAGCGGGGCCGGUGCGUCCCUAGCAGCGUAUGACUGGCUCGAUGUUAGUAUUGGAACAGAUACUGGCGGAAGCAUUCGCGAUCCGGCAUCGAUGCACGGCCUUUUCGGCAUUCGUCCAACCUUCGGAAGAUUUAUGACUCGUGAUGCAGUCAUUUUUGAGACUGUCUGCGAUGUCUUGUAUCCGAAGACAACAGCUCCAACAAAGCCCACACGACUGAUUCGUCUCCCUGAAUUCGACUACCAGAACGAAAAAGCACAGGAAGUGAUUGAAGGCUUUGUGUCUCACGUGGAGGCUCACUUGAAGAUCAAGAGUGUCAGUAUACGACUGGAUGACAUUUGGAAGGGGAAAAAUCCAAGUGACACAGGCGAGUCAAUGGCGGAUUACGUAGGAAAGAAUGGAACAAUCAUGAAAACCGUCAAAAGCUUCGACUUAUGGAACAACACAGAGAAGUUCAGGCGCGACUACCAUUCGCAAUUUGGAAGACGCCCUUAUUCUAACCCUGCAAUCGAAGCAAAAUGGGCUGGAGCAUCUCAGGUAACCAAAGAGGAACAGGAUGCAGCUCUUGUGCGCAAAGAAGUUUUCAGAUCUUGGUUUUUGUCGGAGAUCAUCUCAGACUCCGGUACAGUGAUUGUCCUUCCGAUCUCAGAGUCCGAGCCUGUAUAUCGCGAUGAAUAUAAAGAUGGGCCGUGGGUCGGGGGGUCUGGUUGGCACAGAAAUUUCAUAUCGAUACUCUCGGGCUGUCCAGAGCUAAUACUCCCAAUUGGUCAAAUAGCUUAUAAUUCGAGGGUGACAAAGCGAUCCGAAAGCCUCCCGGCGGUUGGAUCAUUUGUUGGGUAUCCAGGAUCUGACAAUGCGCUUGCCAAAAUGAUUCAUGAGUUGCUAGUCGAGCAGGAACUGCCUACAAAGGUCUUGACUGGAAGUACGUGUCUUUAAGGCGCCAAGGUGG
This is a messenger RNA of Mollisia scopiformis, 1756 nucleotides long. RefSeq names its product amidase signature enzyme. The coding region runs from base 16 to 1743 and encodes 575 amino acids. The record is from RefSeq and is a predicted model, not a curated record. NCBI's taxonomy places the organism in Eukaryota, Fungi, Ascomycota, Leotiomycetes, Helotiales, Mollisiaceae. The transcript has 10 exons.